AUGUCUUCGCUAGUUGACGCCGUCAUUGGCUCCGACAACUUCGGCCUGGAUGCUGCAACUCCCGCAUCGGCAGCAUCCCAAACACCAAGACGUCCCCGCGUCCGAUCAUCUUCGAGACCACGAGGCCCGCCGUCUGAGAGUGCUGGCGCAAACAGCGACAUCGAAGGCUUCCCGGACGAUGAAGUGGUUGGAGCAAGGGGAACUGUCCGCCGGUCAGCAGGGCCGCGGCAAGACAUUCCUCGCGUUGUCGAUGUGACUGGAGAAGCUCUCUCGCAAAGAUUCGAAGAGUUCCUCGAGAGUUACACAGAAGAGCCUAGCUCAUCGGCCGCACCAGCCUCGAGCGUCCAGACCACCGACAAGUACUACGUUGCCCAAAUCAAUGGCAUGCGCCACUACGGCCUAUCUACCCUCUACAUCGAUUUCACGCACCUGAUGAGGCAUGAAGAUGGUGUUGUCGCGAAUGCUAUUGCGAACGAAUACUACCGCUUCUUGCCCUACAUGAUUAGAGCCCUCAACAACCUGAUCGCAAAGUACGAGCCGGAAUACUUCAGAGAGCACAGGCAGCCCAACUCAACCUCCUCUGUCGCUGCCACCUCCUCUAUCGGCGACUCUGCAGGCGACGAGUCCAAGCUGUCAAGCAAGACUCCCAACCAGCAGACCGACAAGCUCUUUUCGCUUGCGUUUUACAAUUUGCCGCUGGUUUCCCGCAUCCGACAGCUGCGGACCUCCUCGAUUGGAAAGCUCCUCUCAAUCUCCGGUACCGUUACAAGAACAUCGGAAGUCCGUCCUGAGCUAUCAUUGGCUACCUUUGUUUGCGAAGUUUGCAAUGCUGUUGUUCCCAACAUUGAGCAGACCUUCCGCUACACCGAGCCUACACAGUGCCCGAACUUGACCUGCGGUAACCGCGUCGGCUGGCGCUUGGAUAUCCGGCAAAGCACUUUUGUCGACUGGCAGAAGGUGCGCAUCCAGGAGAAUAGUUCUGAGAUCCCCACCGGCAGCAUGCCUCGGACAAUUGAUGUCAUCUUGCGUGGUGAAAUGGUCGACCGUGCGAAGGCUGGAGAGAAGUGCAUCUUCACUGGUACUGCCAUUGUUAUUCCCGAUGUCAGCCAAUUCCGCGUUCCUGGUGUUAGACCUCAAGCCACCAGGGACAACACCAAUAUGCCCAGGGGUAGCGACGUCGGUGGCAGUGGCGUCUCAGGAUUGAAGGCACUUGGCGUUAGAGAUUUAACCUACAGGAUGGCAUUCCUUGCCUGCAUGCUCACGCCCGAUACUUCCACUCCAGGUCAGAGCUCGACACAGCAGCUUCAUGGACAGGCUGGAAAUAUUCUGGCCUCCCUGAAUCAGACCGCCCCGUUGGAAGUUACGCAAACUGGCGAGGAGGCGCAGGCGGAGUAUCUUUCUACUCUUUCUCCGGCUGAGAUUGAGGAUCUCCGCAACAUGGUCCACACUAACAACAUUUUCAUGCGUUUGGUCGAUUCAAUCGCACCUAUGGUUUAUGGACACCAAGUUAUCAAGAAGGGUCUUCUUCUCCAGCUGAUGGGAGGUGUCAGCAAGAUUACUCCCGAAGGCAUGGCCCUGAGAGGUGACAUCAACAUUUGCAUUGUUGGCGAUCCCAGUACCAGCAAGUCGCAGUUCCUCAAGUACAUCUGCUCCUUCCUGCCUCGCGCUGUCUACACUUCUGGAAAAGCUUCCUCUGCGGCUGGUCUUACCGCUGCUGUGGUCAAGGACGAGGAGACGGGAGACUUUACCAUCGAAGCUGGUGCAUUGAUGCUUGCAGACAACGGAAUCUGCGCCAUCGAUGAGUUUGACAAGAUGGAUAUAGCAGACCAGGUCGCCAUUCACGAAGCCAUGGAACAACAGACGAUUUCCAUUGCCAAGGCCGGCAUCCAGGCCACUCUCAACGCCCGUACUUCUAUCCUUGCCGCAGCGAACCCCGUCGGAGGCCGCUACAACCGCAAGACAACCCUCCGGGCCAACGUCAACAUGAGCGCUCCCAUUAUGUCACGUUUCGAUCUCUUCUUUGUCGUGCUGGACGAGUGUGAGGAAAGUGUCGAUCGUCACUUGGCCGAGCACAUUGUUGGCAUCCAUCGCCUCCGUGACGACGCAGUGCAACCAGAGUUUAGCACGGAGCAGCUGCAACGCUACAUCCGCUUCGCUCGCACCUUCAAGCCUGAGUUCACCCCUGAAGCUAAACAGACUCUCGUUGAGAAGUACAAGGAGCUGCGUGCCGACGAUGCCCAGGGCGGCAUUGGCCGCAACAGCUACCGUAUCACCGUCCGUCAACUCGAGUCAAUGAUCCGUCUCAGUGAAGCCAUUGCCAAGGCCAAUUGCGUCACGGAAGUUACUCCCGAGUUUGUGCGCGAGGCAUACAACCUCCUCCGACAGUCGAUUAUCUCCGUUGAGAAGGAUGAUGUUGAGGUUGAGGACGAGGAUGAAGCUGCCGCAGCAGAUGCUGAGGCGGGUGCUGACGCGGAGAUGGGCGACGCCAACGCUGGAGAAGAGGCCGGGGCCUCUGCUUCCGCCACGCCAGCACCUCAAAGAGAGAAGAAGAAGAUCACCUAUGACCACUACAUGUCCAUCUUGAACAUGAUGGUGCGUCGGGUGAACGCAGAUGCCGCGACAGCUGAGGACGGUGUUGAGGAGGAGGAGCUGCUUGUGUGGUACCUGGAGCAGAAGGAGGCAGAGCUGGAGACGCAGAAAGACUUGGAGGAAGAAAGGGAUUUGGCAAAGAGGGUGCUGAAGAGGAUGGUCAAGGACAACAUCCUUAUGCAGAUCCGUGGUGAAGGUCUCGUAGAGGAGGGUGAGGAGCAGCAGCGUGAUGCUAGGGUGGUGUAUGUGAUGCAUCCCAACUGCGCCGUGGAGGAUAUGUAA
This is a messenger RNA of Lasiodiplodia theobromae, 2871 nucleotides long. Its product is annotated as DNA replication licensing factor. Gene Ontology annotation, molecular function: single-stranded DNA binding; single-stranded 3'-5' DNA helicase activity; ATP binding. Gene Ontology annotation, biological process: DNA replication initiation; mitotic DNA replication; double-strand break repair via break-induced replication. Gene Ontology annotation, cellular component: MCM complex; nucleus. The record is from RefSeq and is a predicted model, not a curated record. The coding region runs from base 1 to 2871 and encodes 956 amino acids. Lineage: Eukaryota; Fungi; Ascomycota; Dothideomycetes; Botryosphaeriales; Botryosphaeriaceae. The transcript has 3 exons.